Molecule: messenger RNA, 669 nt
Organism: Atta colombica
Lineage: Eukaryota; Metazoa; Arthropoda; Insecta; Hymenoptera; Formicidae
Exons: 5
Coding region: 1-669 (222 amino acids)
Biological process (GO): sensory perception of smell; detection of chemical stimulus involved in sensory perception of smell
Cellular component (GO): plasma membrane
Molecular function (GO): olfactory receptor activity; odorant binding
Source: RefSeq, a predicted model, not a curated record
AUGAUCGUCGACACACGUUAUAGUCCAAUUAAUGAGAUCUUCUUUUGGAUUCAAUUUGCAUCGGGUGUCAUUUCGCAAACUGUCGCGACCGCUGCCUGUAGUUUGACUGCCGUUUUGGCAGUACAUGCUUACGGCCGUCUGGAAAUUCUCAUGCAGUGGAUUUUGCAUUUAGUGGACGGGAGAGAGGAUUUUUCUAAUAACGUGGACGAGAGGCUAGCCAUAAUUGUGCGACAACAUGUGCGAAUUUUGUAUUUUAUUAAGUUAACAGAAAAAGUAUUACGCCAGAUAUCUCUUGUGGAAGUUGUAGGAUGUACGUUGAACAUAUGUUUCACUGGAUAUUCCACAAUUAUGGAAUGGGAUAACGACUUUGUAAUAUAUAUAACAUACAUUGUUCUGUUUAUGAAUUUCACCUUCAAUCUUUUCGUAUUUUGUUAUAUAGGUGAACUUGUUGCCGAGCAGAGCAAGAGAGUUAGUGAAAUAUCAUACAUGAUCGAUUGGCAUCGUCUACCAGGAAGGAAAGCUCUGGCUGUUAUACUAAUGAUUGCGAUGUCCAAUUCAUCAGUUAAACUUACUGCUGGGAAUAUCAUUGAGUUAUCUAUGAUCAGUUUUGGUGAUGUGAUUAAGACAUCGGUUGCCUAUUUAAAUAUGUUACGUACACUUACUACUUAA